GAGGGACACAAGGAGAGUUUUUUAAGUAUAUUAGGAACAAAAAGAAUGCUAAGAAUGAUACUGGUCCAUUAUCCCUGCAUCGCCCCUGUCCCUGCUGCCUCCCUCACCAUUGCUGCAGAAGGUCGGGGCUGUGGCAGGAUCCUUCUCAUCCUGCCUCAAUGUCUGGCUUUCCUCAGCUCCCAACCCCCGGGGCCAGUGUCUCUUGUUGUUCUUCUCUAACAGCCCUUCCCCUCUGCCCUUUCGGGAACCCUGUGGCAGGGGUAGGGAGGUGAGUUGAGGAAGGGCAGGAAGGAAGGAUGGGGGUGAAGGGGGGAGGUGGUUGGAUGGGUGAAGGAGAGGGUGGAGUGGAGGUGAGAAGUGGUUGGAUGGGGAAGGAAGGGGAGGGGGAGGAGUGAUGGGGAGAGGUCAUUGGAGAGGGAGGGUCGGGAGGGGAGUGGAGGGGAAAGGUGGUUGGAUGGGGGAAGGAAGGGGAGGAGUAGAGGGAGUGGAGGGGAGAGGUGGUUGGAGGGGGAAGGAGAGGCAGGAGUUUUAAGGCAGCUUACGUUGACCUAACUCUGUAGUGUAGACCAAGCCAGAGGGUGAGAUUCUGCCACUUUUAGUCACUAUGAGAAGUACCUUAAUUUGCAGCUGGUCUCCUUGAAAUGAAUGAGGCUGCUUGUGGGGGAAGGUGUAACCCAGUGUGGAUAAGCAUGGCAGAACCCAGCCCUACUGCACUGGGUGGUUGUUGUAAGCUAGCUUCCUUCCUCAGCCAACGUGAGAAACAACAUUUGCAGUGGAGGAAAGGGGGGGUUUCCUGUUAAAACCAACUUCUGCCCCAGCCUAGUGUUAACCUCAGGAGAACAUGCGUUUGGGCUCUCUUUCUAUUCUGUGUCGCAGGAGGUUUCUGAGUUAUUCAGGGGCACAGUCGGACCAGAAAAUUGGAUUUUCUUAUCAGCAGGCUGCAUUUCAGGCAGAGGAUUUUCAGAUUCAUCAUCCCCCAGUUGUCUCCUACUCUCUCAAUUGCAUGUUUUGUCAUUUGGGUUUAACCAAAAGAUUCUAAUUUUCUCCAAAAGUCUUUUUCUCCAUGCCAAGCAGUCCCCUGCAGCGCUCCUAAGCUCCGGAUGGCCUUGUCAGGAUGGGGAGAAAGGUGUGCCCUUAACUCAAGCUAAAACCGCAUGGAUACAAGGCAGUAGCUGCUGUCAGAGGGAGGCUCUAACCCAGCAGGCUGCUGAGAGGACCCACAGGCCAGUGAUCAGGGGCUCGGCUCACCGUGAAGGCAGGAGAAUGGCGAGGGAGAAUAUCUAUGAGAACACGCCGAUGACGGAAGCUGCUCCCCAGCCCAAAGAAAACGCUCCCGAGACAUCGGUCCCUUGGCGGCACAGGGGGCGGAUCAUCUUCACUGCUGUCCUUCUCCUCCUGAGUCUGGCCCUGGCCACGUCCCUCCUUGCUGUGACGCUUCUAUAUCUCCGGGCACAGAGCAAACUGCAAGCGGUUGAAGAAGCAGUGCAGAAGCUCCAAGUCUCUCUGCAGCCUGACAAUGCCUCGGACGUGUCAGCAAAGGGAUCGGACAGUCUGCAGCUAUUGGAUGAAGCGCAGGCAAGAGUCCGGCUGCUGAAAGCCCAGCUGGGUAAUGUCAGUGCAGCGUAUGGAGAAAUCCAGAUCCGGCUGGACAACGUCAGUGCAGCGCGAGCAGCAGUGCAAGGUCGCUGCAGUGACGUGAUGACAAAGCUCUCCAGGGGCUGGAGGUUUUACGGUGGGAACCUCUAUUACUUUUCAAAAGGAAAGAAGUCGUGGGAUGCAUCCGAACGGUUCUGUGUGUCUCAGCACUCGCACCUGACCUCUGUCUCCUCCCAGGUGGAACAGGAGUUUCUCACCAGCGAGACCCAGGGAGAAGAUCACUGGAUUGGACUCACCGACCGGGAGACAGAAGGCAGCUGGCGCUGGGUGGAUGGCACAGAAUACAGAGCAGACGCAAGCAGGGGGUUCUGGGCGCACAAUCAGCCAGACAACUGGGAUCAGGGGACAGGAGGCAGAGAAGAGUGUAUUGAGUCCCACUCAAGCAACCAGAAUUUGUGGAAUGAUGCCAACUGCACUCUGCUUUUCAAGUGGAUUUCAGCUGAGCGAUGGUUCUUCAGAGGACUUGGCGGUUCUGGACACCGACAGCUCCGAAGGGCUGAGUGGAUUGGGCCCAAUCUGUUUUGACCCAGACCCAAAGCCAGAUGCUCAACACAAUGCCGAAGCAGGGAGGGAUGCUUAUUCUAUAGGCCUGUACUAUCUAAAGUUGAGGGAGAAAUUUGGUAUUAAGCCUGUGCAAGUUCAUAACCGUAAAACUGUGAUGUGUGCAAUGGUGCGAGCAGCUGUGCACAGAAUCAUCAAGCACUGCCUGAGAGAGAAACACAAUGAGGAUUGUCCUGGGUGCGCUAUAGAUUCCCCCGGUCAGAGGCAUCACGGCUGUAAACUGUAAAAUAAAAGAAAUUAGCAGUAGUUUGUCUCUGGAGAGUGUGUUAAAUAUCAUCAAAACAUUGGGAUACGCACUGCAGUGCCUCUGUUUAACCCAGGAACAUUUAGCUCUAGGGGAAGAAUUGGUGGAGAAAGUGACAGAGGCCAAGGACCCAAAUAGCAUUUUAGAUGAAAUCAUCAAACCGACAGAUAAAGGCGGAAAAGUCAAGGGGUGGGGUGUUCUUCAGAUAGGCUUUGUGCAGUCACAAAGCGAUGGCUUUUGUCUUUUACUAUCAGUAAUUGGAAUAAAAUACUUGUUAUAACUGAUUAUGACGAUAUCUGAUUAUGUUAGUUAUUGGCUUCUGUAUGUAUAAAAAGGAAAAGGUAAGAGGACACCACGGGUACCAUUUGAUAUUAAUGCCUUGGGAUUGUUAGUUUAAGUAUCUGUUCUAUAUGUAGUUUGUAGUAGUUAUGCUUAUCACUAUAACUCCUCCAAGGAGGGGAUUGUUGGGUUAUGUCCAUUUUGUAUGUUUGGUAUAAUUUCAGGAUCCCAUAUUGAUUUUCAACAUGGAGUUUGUGCCCAUGUGAUCCAGCUGAUUGCAGUUUUUGCGCCUUUUAUUUCUCCUCAGAAG
Messenger RNA from Gopherus flavomarginatus (Mexican gopher tortoise), 3050 nucleotides. RefSeq names its product C-type lectin domain family 4 member F-like. The transcript has 9 exons. Gene Ontology annotation, cellular component: external side of plasma membrane. Gene Ontology annotation, biological process: biological process involved in interspecies interaction between organisms. The coding region runs from base 1264 to 2181 and encodes 305 amino acids. The record is from RefSeq and is a predicted model, not a curated record. Gene Ontology annotation, molecular function: carbohydrate binding. Lineage: Eukaryota; Metazoa; Chordata; Testudines; Testudinidae.